UUUUCUUUACGUCUUUCUUUAGGUAUGUGGGUAGUGUGGUUUGGGAGUGUGGGUUUAUCUUAUCUCUGUCUAGGUCUUCUCGUUAUUAGAUCUCCUUUAAGGCCCUUUUUCUUUACGUCACUCUUUAGGUAUGCGGGUAGUGUGGGUUGGGAGUGCGAGUUUAUCAUAUCUCUGUCUAGGUCUUCUCGUUAUUAGAUCUCCUUUAAGGCCCUUUUUCUUUACGUCUCUCUUUAGGUUUAUCAUAUCUCUGUCUAGGUCUUCUAGGUCUUCUAGGUCUUCUAGGUCUUUUUCUUUUAGGCCCUUUCUUUACGUCUUCCUUUCAUACAAAUUCUGUAUUGCCCGGAACCUUAUAUUACCAAUCCACAAGAUAAGCAUAAAUCGAUUUAUAAUAUUUUUUCUUUCUUGAACAUUAACUCUGACAGUAUUUUUUAAUUUAUAAGCACAUAUAAUUAAUUUCACUAUUUUAU
Molecule: messenger RNA, 467 nt
Organism: Rhizophagus irregularis DAOM 181602=DAOM 197198
Lineage: Eukaryota; Fungi; Glomeromycota; Glomeromycetes; Glomerales; Glomeraceae
Source: RefSeq, a predicted model, not a curated record